CUCCCCCGCCGCCUGUGACGCAACUCCCAUCACCGCCAACUCCUCUCCAUAUCCUUUGAAUUUCCUCCGACAACCAUGCGGCGGAAGCCGCGCUUCACCGGCCUCAUCUUCUCCGUUGCCUUCUUUCUUCUCUUCGCCUUUCAAUUCUCCCGUAAGGUCUUCUUCUUCGGCGCCGAUCUAAAUAUUUCUUCUUCUUCUUCUAACCUUCUCCCUUCGCGUUCUGCUAAUUCUGUUGUUCAUUACGCUCUCCAUGAAACUAAUCUCGACUUCCCUCAACAACUCACUCACCGGACUCGCCACGUCUCUUCCAUUCUCGAUCCUAUUCCGACGGUUUCGCUCCUUCUUCCCGAUUGGGAAGUUCUUCUGAUUUCUUCAAUCGACACGCCGCUUUCUUCUCCGGAUUCAUUUCGGGACUUUCUCUGUUUGUUUCAGAACAAUGCUACUUCAUCGGCUAAUUUUUCUGGGGUUUUGGAUUUUACUGGUCGGGUCACGUUUAAGUGUCUUAUGCCGGAGUCCGUUCGUCGUCUCCGGCCCUUUUUUCAACCGUUGCUAACCAAAUCACCGGACAAGGAAUUUUCGUCUUCUUUGUCUUCUUCUUCUCCGGCGCCGGAAUUGAUGAGGUGGACUUUUUUCGCUUAUGAAGCUUUUGAAACAGAGGAGGAUGUCGUUCUGUUCGUCAAAGGCGUGAACAAUCGUCAAGGAAGUAACCGGCAACCGACUGAUUUAAACUGCGUGUUUGGCGAUGGCGAUGACGCCAUUAGAACUGCCGUUACCAGCUCCGUGCAGGAGGUUUUCCGAUGCCGUCAUCCGAAUUUAACGACCAGUGAAGAUCACGACAAAUUCAAAAUUACUCUAGAAAUUCUCGACGCGAGAGGGAAAAACAUCCUCGUGCCGUCCGUCGCUUAUUACUCACCGCGCCGCAGCGGCGAUGGUGGCGGCUUAGUGGAGACUGAGGCGCAAUCAAUGAUUUGUGCUUGUACGAUGGUAUACAACGUCGGAAAGUUCUUGAGGGAGUGGGUGAUGUACUACUCGAGAAUCGGCGUUGAGAAGUUCAUUCUAUACGACAACGGCAGCGAAGAUGAAAUUUCCGCCGUCUUGAAGGAAUUGAAACAAGAAGGUUACAACAUCGAGAUCGUUUUCUGGAUUUGGCCUAAAACGCAAGAGGCUGGAUUUUCUCACAGCGUUGAGUAUUCGAAGAAGUCAUGCAAAUGGAUGAUGUUCGUCGACAUCGACGAAUUCGUCUUCUCCCCCUCGUGGUUAAACUCAUUGAAACCGUCGAAGAACAUGCUGAACUCUCUACUUCCGACGAAGAAUAGCGGAAUCGGAAUGGUCACAGUCAUGUGCAACGACUAUGGACCGUCCGAUCGUAUCUCGCAUCCGGCGGAAGGAGUAACACAGGGGUACAAUUGCAGGAGAAAAGUAGAAGAAAGGCACAAAUCGAUUGUUUUAUUGGAAGCCGUGGAUCGGUCGUUGUUGAAUGUGAUUCACCAUUUUAAAUUGAGAAAGGAGUUUCAGUCGAGACAGAUGCGGGUGGAAGAGGCGGUAGUGAAUCAUUACAAAUACCAAGCGUGGCCGGAGUUUCGAAUGAAGUUCCGACGGCGCGUGUCUGCGUACGUGGUGGAUUGGAAAAAUUCAGCGAAUCCAACGUCAAAGGACAGGGCGCCGGGGCUUGGGAACACCGCGGUGGAGCCGCCGGAGUGGCCAAGGAAAUUCUGUGAGGUUAGAGAUGAUCGGUUGAGAUUGCUGACGCAGAGAUGGUUCGGGUAUGAGACGGCGGACGGGUAUAGAAUGGCAUGGCAGUCAUUAUGAUCGGUUGUUUCUUUGUAGAUUUUCUUACCUUAUUGUUUUCUUUUUUGUGUAUAUUACUUUAAUUAUUUAGAGUUCACCAAAAUACAGAGAAUACAAAAACAAACCUCAUUACUUCAUUUACAACUUUUUUCUUAAUAUUACAUUUUGUAUGUUUUUAGAAUAACAACGUCAAGAUAGAGAAUCAAACAUCCCAGAUUUUAACUUCAGUGUAUAAGUUGUCAUAUGUUAAAAGUGUUUGUUAUACCAAUGAUAUAAUAACAUCCUAUAGUCUUUACAUAA
This is a messenger RNA of Cucumis sativus (cucumber), 2088 nucleotides long. RefSeq names its product glycosyltransferase family 92 protein At1g27200. NCBI's taxonomy places the organism in Eukaryota, Viridiplantae, Streptophyta, Magnoliopsida, Cucurbitales, Cucurbitaceae. Bases 76 to 1809 code for a protein of 577 amino acids. The transcript has a single exon. The record is from RefSeq and is a predicted model, not a curated record.